AUGAAAGAAGAAAGCAUUCAUAUCCGUUGUGAAUGUUCCUCAUGCAAUAUUAGUAAAAAUUAUAUUGGAAUUUUGAAAAGUUUUGUGCAAUUUGGCAUAGUCUUACCUCCAUUAUGGUUAGCAGCAAUUUAUCUAUAUAUUCAUUGUCAAUGGUUACAUUCUCACGAAGAAUACAUUGAACCAUGGGACAAAGAAGAUCUACCUACUGACUUAGAGUUAAACAAGCAUGGUGUCUCCCAAGAAGAAUAUUUUGCACAAUGUGCCCAUGAUGUUGUUAAUUCUCAUGAUAACACAAGAAAAAUUUGGAGACAAUGGAUAUUGCAUUGUUUUCUAGGAAUUUCGAUUUAUGUUCUUCUAGCCAUAAUGAUAUGGUUAAUUACUGUCAAAUCCACCCCAUUAAAAAAAUUAAAAAAAAAAGCAUGUAUAUCACUUUGA
Messenger RNA from Henningerozyma blattae CBS 6284, 435 nucleotides. RefSeq names its product Asg7p (gene ASG7). Bases 1 to 435 code for a protein of 144 amino acids. The transcript has a single exon. Lineage: Eukaryota; Fungi; Ascomycota; Saccharomycetes; Saccharomycetales; Saccharomycetaceae. The record is from RefSeq and is a predicted model, not a curated record.